This is a messenger RNA of Eruca vesicaria subsp. sativa (arugula), 861 nucleotides long. The record is from the annotation of a GenBank genome assembly. Lineage: Eukaryota; Viridiplantae; Streptophyta; Magnoliopsida; Brassicales; Brassicaceae.
AUGGCGCUCUCGAAUACUAUCUUCUCUCUUUCUCAUUUAGCUUCCUUUACUUCUUCUCGUCCUUCUUCCGCUAUCAGCUGCCACACUCGCAUUUCACCUCCAGAUCUAUCGCCUGCUUUCUUCCGUCUAUCCACGAGGAGUAUAAGGAAACGUGUAUAUGCUUCGAUUAACAGCACUAAUGUUACACCUCCAUCUUCUCAGAAAUCGGAAGAUGAUGAUGAUGAUUUCGUUCCAAUGCCAAUGGUUUUGAUAGACCAGGAUGCUGACCCUGAAGCCACCAUUGUUCAACUCAGUUUUGGAGAUCGUCUUGGGGCUCUCAUUGACACUAUGAGGGCACUGAAAGAUUUGGGAUUGGAUGUAAUAAAAGGAACAGUUUCAACUGAAGGAUCCGUUAAGCAGACCAAAUUCUCUAUAACAAAACGAGACACUGGUCGGAAAGUGGAAGAUCCCGACUCCUUGGAGCAAAUCCGACUAACCAUCAUCAACAAUCUUUUAAAAUACCAUCCGGAAUGCAGUGAUCAACUUGCAAUGGGUGAGACAUUUGGAAUAAAGGCACCAGAAAAGAAGAUUGAUGUCGAUAUCGCAACUCACAUACAUGUGAAAGAAGACGGACCAAAGAGGAGCCUGCUUUGCAUAGAGACAGCAGACAGGCCAGGUCUUGUUGUGGAGAUGAUAAAAGUGAUGGCAGAUAUCAACAUAGACGUUGAGUCCGCGGAGAUAGACACAGAAGGAUUGGUUGCAAAAGACAAGUUCCACGUAAGCUACCAAGGGCAAGCGCUAAACAGUUCGUUGUCACAGGUGUUGGUAAACUGUCUCCGUUACUUUCUGAGAAGGCCUGAAACUGACAUCGACAGCUAUUAA